AUGGAGGAAACCGACAUAUCUGAGGACGUAUCGCUAUCAGCGUCAACUGUAACUCCCUCUCUGGUCUAUGAUGACGAAGCUGGAUUUGCACAGCAGCUAAAAUCACAUUUUCAACAUUUGGAAAACAAUCCAGUAACUGAUUCUUGGCUGCUGCAACUAGUGGUGUUAUGUGAGGCAUCGCACUUCAAUUUCGUGUAUACUCAAUCGCUACUGAUGCGCCUCGCUGAAAAGAGUAUACCGCACUCUUCAAUUGCCUUGGCUAUAUCGCAGCAACUCAAUGAUCGGUUUCAUCAUCAUGGUCAAGAAACCCAAACCAUGAUCCUAAACUUUCAAUGGCCAGAACAUAUCGUCGUCUUCCCCAGCUUGUCGGUCCGAGCAGCACCAUUCGACAAGGACAUCCGAGAAACGCUGCUCACUCUAUCUGCUGAAGCUGGAAACGGAAAAAUGGCGUCUGCUGGUGAUUUUAUGAAGAUCAAGAAUAAAUAUAGUGAAGCAACACCACCUUCAAUCAAGUAUCUACGUGAUCCCCGUAUCUUUGAAACAUUUUGUACAGAAAUAAUCGGCACAGAUCCACGUAUCGACGACAAACUCUUCCUAUUAUCCUACGCGUCAUGUUAUGUUGACGGUCUACCACCAGCAGAACUGAAAAAGGCGAGAGACAAGACGUCGCAGGAUAUUAAGACAUUCUUGAAUGUAUUUGCAAAGAUAAAAGGACCUGCUGAUUUGAAGGGACAGGAUUUCAUGAAGUUGUUGGAAUUGGCACUUGAACAUCCAGUCAUCAGCAUGUCACUCAUUCUGAAAUCCGUGAGGCUGGGCUUAUUACAACCAAUUUCGAUUCGUCAUGAUACGGAAUUGAACAAGACUCCAGCUAUAUUUGAUAUGUUUGAUGAGAUUGCCACACAACGACCACUAUCACGACCACAGAUAUUCAAAUGCUAUACGGAUGUUCUCAAAACCAAGUAUUCGCCAGACACGCUGACUUUGGAAGAAGAGAGUGAAUUCAAAAAGAAGAUCCUGGAUCAAAUCCUCUACCUCGUACGAAUCGGAUACUCCCAACACGUCUUGGACUAUAUAGCACGUACAGUGAAUACGAGGGAUGAAUCGCUAACGAUAUAUUUCAUUGUUCGGUUUCUGGAAAUCCUAGGCCCAACAUCCUCCAAAUCCUCCACCGUAAUCAACAUCACCCUAAACCUCGUACAAAACCUCACAUCCAAUCUCCUAAUACGUGAUGAAUCAGCCCUUGUCACAUACUAUGAAUCCCUACGUGACAUGCUUGAUACAUUCAACGACGACCACCACAUUGGGAUACGAGACUUGAUUGAGAACGUAUAUGGAAAAUUCAAAGAUGUCCCUGUUGUAAAUGCGAGUAAUAGACGAGGAAGCAGCGGAGGACAUGACGAUGAUGAUUUCCAUGUGCCGUCUGCUGAAGAGGAUGUUUCGUCGUCUGAGGAAGAAGAGGAGCAACAGCAAGAGGAGGAGGAAGAUGGGGAGGAUGAACCGAUGCAAGGAGAACAUCAUCAUAUGGUUAGUAGUGAGGGUGAUAAUGUCAUGCCAGGGGCCCGGGGUGCUAGGACGGUUUACGAUGAACAAGAUGUGAUUGUAAUCACAAUGUAG
This is a messenger RNA of Synchytrium microbalum, 1614 nucleotides long. RefSeq lists its product as uncharacterized. Gene Ontology annotation, cellular component: NELF complex; nucleus. NCBI's taxonomy places the organism in Eukaryota, Fungi, Chytridiomycota, Chytridiomycetes, Synchytriales, Synchytriaceae. The record is from RefSeq and is a predicted model, not a curated record. The transcript has 8 exons. Gene Ontology annotation, molecular function: RNA binding. The coding region runs from base 1 to 1614 and encodes 537 amino acids. Gene Ontology annotation, biological process: negative regulation of transcription elongation by RNA polymerase II.